UUUGGUGCCUGCUCCCCCUGAUGUCUGCGUUUUAGACCAGCCCGGCUGCUGUAUCCACGGCAACAGAAGCAGGAGUGUCACUGGCCGCCAGAUCACUGAGGGUCCCACAAUGUGGCCUGGGCUGUGAUUUAUCCUGGGUGAGACUGCUUGAGCCCCCUACCUGGAUUCCAAGACAGCCCUGCUGAGAGAGUCCAGGUGCAGCCCAGCAGGACAACUGAUGGAGUCCCCCAGGACCCAUCGAAUACCAGACUGGCUGAUCCCAUAGGGUUGGGAGCAGCCCCUGCCCCUCAGUAUGGCCAACACAACUGGAGAGCCCGAAGAGGUGAGCGGCGCACUGUCCCCGCCAUCAGCAUCAGCUUAUGUGAAGCUGGUGCUGCUGGGACUGAUCAUGUGUGUAAGCCUGGCGGGCAACGCCAUCUUGUCACUGCUGGUGCUCAAGGAGCGUGCCCUGCACAAGGCUCCUUAUUACUUUCUGCUGGACCUGUGCCUGGCCGACGGCAUACGCUCUGCCGUCUGCUUCCCCUUUGUGCUGGCUUCUGUGCGCCACGGCUCCUCAUGGACCUUCAGUGCACUCAGCUGCAAAAUUGUGGCCUUUAUGGCCGUGCUCUUUUGCUUCCAUGCGGCCUUCAUGCUGUUCUGCAUCAGCGUCACCCGCUACAUGGCCAUCGCCCACCACCGCUUCUACGCCAAGCGCAUGACACUCUGGACAUGCGCAGCUGUCAUCUGCAUGGCCUGGACCCUAUCUGUGGCCAUGGCCUUCCCACCCGUCUUUGAUGUGGGCACCUACAAAUUUAUCCGUGAGGAGGACCAGUGCAUCUUUGAGCAUCGCUACUUCAAGGCCAAUGACACGCUGGGCUUCAUGCUUAUGUUGGCUGUGCUCAUGGCAGCUACACAUGCUGUCUAUGGCAAGCUGCUCCUCUUCGAGUAUCGUCACCGCAAGAUGAAGCCAGUGCAGAUGGUGCCAGCCAUCAGCCAGAACUGGACAUUCCAUGGCCCUGGGGCCACCGGCCAGGCUGCUGCCAACUGGAUCGCUGGCUUUGGCCGUGGGCCCAUGCCACCAACCCUGCUGGGUAUUAGGCAGAAUGGGCACGCAGCCAGCCGGCGGCUACUGGGCAUGGACGAGGUCAAGGGUGAAAAGCAGCUGGGCCGUAUGUUCUACGCGAUCACACUGCUCUUCUUGCUCCUCUGGUCACCCUACAUUGUGGCCUGCUACUGGCGAGUGUUUGUGAAAGCCUGUGCCGUGCCCCACCGUUACCUGGCCACUGCUGUUUGGAUGAGCUUCGCCCAGGCUGCUGUCAACCCGAUCGUCUGCUUCCUGCUCAACAAGGACCUCAAGAAGUGCCUGAGGACUCACGCCCCCUGCUGGGGCACAGGAGGUGCCCCGGCUCCCAGAGAACCCUACUGUGUUAUGUGAAGCAAGCUGGUAGACAGACAGGCAGGGAGAUCAUGGCUACCGUGAUGGAGCCAGCAGUAAGGGAAGGGUGGGCCCCAUACAGGAGCCUUUCUUUCUGAGCUCCAGCCCUAGCCCCUCGAACCACCCAGAAUCUAGGCAUCUUUGCCGACACCUCCCCAGGGUUGGAGACUGGGGUGGGGGACUAGAAAAGAGGCAUUUCUAAUUCUGUGGGGCCUGUCUCCGCUGUCUCCUUCUCCACUUCUACAAUCUCUCUCAUUUCCUCUCUCUCUCUCUCUCUCUCUCUCUCUCUUUCUCUCUCUUCCUUUCUCUCUCAGAAGUGACAAUUCAGAAAAAGAAAUUAAGACUGAAAAUGCAGGUUUUUCUACUAACAGCUGAGGAGACGGGCUUUCUUGCUUUAAUGUCUCUCCUUCUGACAUUGUCCAGAAGGGGGAAAUUUGUUCUGUAAAAUAGACUUCCAGAGCUCUUAUUGCCCCCUCUGCUCCCAUGCACCCUCCCCUUCCGAGUCCUUUAGCAAGGGCUGGAUGUUGAGGGAGAAAUUCAUCUGCUGACAACAGGGACCAAAGAGGGUGCUGGGUCCCCCGGGAGCAGAGACGUUUAAUUGCUAUGUUGUGUGCGAUGUUGUUUUAAGCUAACCCUGGUCCCAAGCCUGGUUUCCUCUCCCUCCCCACCAUGUCCAGACCUCCCAAGUGUUUCUUGAGCAUCUGUUCAAGAAGCCAGGAGGGGAGGGAGAAGGACCUCUGGGAUGGGUCCAUGCUAGGUGAAGAACGGGAUGCGAGCUGCACGCCUCGAGCUGAAGAGACCCGAGCUUGGCUGCAUUCUUUCGAGCUGCCUCCUGGAUCCCCAGUCCCCAACUCUUCUUCCUGAGGAUGGAAAUCCACUCCAGCCUCGCUAGGGUUGAUGUGGGUGCCAUAUAGGCAGGUGCAUUCCCCCAGGGGAAGUGUAGGAAGAGAGCAAAACUCCCCAGAGUAACUGGAUCCCAGUGCCUGGGUCAGAGCAGAACUCAGCCCCAGAAUUGUCUCCUGGGUUCACACUAUUCUCCUGAGGAUGAAAAGUUGGGGGAUGACAUAAGCUCCAAGGCACUGUGGACUUGAGUCCAUUCCUAUCUGACCUCGUUUGGUCCCCUUCAAGCCUCGGGGGUCUGUCUCAAGCCCCUCUUGGUAGCCCUAGGCCUUCUGGGCCCUCAGCCCCCAACUUCCUUUCCCAGCCAGCCCUUCUCCCUCUUCUUCCCUCCACCCAAAAUGGAGCAGACUGCAGCCAGAUUCUCCAGGUGGGAGAGCCCAAGCCUCCCUCCCAGGGCAGAGUCCACUCUGGGCUCACAUCACUGCCAGUUCUUAUGGACUGGUGAGCCAAGCUGGCAUUCCUUUGCCUGGCCUUGCCCAGAUUCUUUGUCCCCCCUGCCCAUUUCCUGGGGGAGGGGGAGAUCUGUAUUUAUCUAUCCUCCUUUCCCUUCCUGAUAGAAGCUGUUGUCCUAAGCUCUUUUCCUACCCCCAAGACAGCCCCAGAAUUGGGGAAGACUUGACCCAAGAGGAAUGGGGAGGGCACUCUAGGCAGGAGAGACAUUAAU
This is a messenger RNA of Enhydra lutris kenyoni (northern sea otter), 2978 nucleotides long. It is a transcript of the gene GPR173, whose product is annotated as G protein-coupled receptor 173. The record is from RefSeq and is a predicted model, not a curated record. The transcript is spliced from 2 exons. Lineage: Eukaryota; Metazoa; Chordata; Mammalia; Carnivora; Mustelidae. Gene Ontology annotation, molecular function: G protein-coupled receptor activity. Bases 293 to 1414 code for a protein of 373 amino acids. Gene Ontology annotation, biological process: G protein-coupled receptor signaling pathway. Gene Ontology annotation, cellular component: plasma membrane.